GGGAGUGACUAUGUCAGAUGGCGGAGCAGCCUCGCCUUUGAACUUCCCCGCUCUCGGCUCCUAGUCCGCCGCCCCGCCGCACUCCCGGCCAGGUGCUCCGCCGGGCUGGGCACGUCCAGCCUGAGCCCCGCAGCUGGAGGCACCUCUGGAUUUCCUCCACCUCCACUUCUUUUGCCCCCCCCUCCCUCUCCCCCCUGGUCCCAAGCAGGAGCCUCUCGCCAGGACCGGAUUUGCCGCAGCCCCUGGCAUGAUCAGCUGAGCGCUCGCGGGCGGGGUGGUGCCAGGGUGCCAGGCAGGGAGCCCGGGCAGGUGAGCCGCAGCCCCGUGCGAGCCGUCGCAGCGCGCCCGCAGCACCAUGUCCAAGCCGAGCGACCACAUCAAGCGCCCCAUGAACGCCUUCAUGGUGUGGUCCCGGGGCCAGCGGAGGAAGAUGGCCCAGGAGAACCCUAAAAUGCACAACUCGGAGAUUAGCAAGCGCCUGGGCGCGGAGUGGAAGCUGCUGUCCGAGGCCGAGAAGCGGCCCUACAUAGACGAAGCCAAGCGGCUGCGGGCGCAGCACAUGAAGGAGCACCCCGACUACAAGUACAGACCCCGGCGCAAGCCCAAGAACCUGCUCAAGAAGGACAGGUAUGUCUUCCCUUUGCCUUACCUCGGGGACACUGACCCCUUAAAGGCGGCCGGGCUGCCCGUGGGAGCCACGGACUCGCUGCUGAGCUCCCCGGAGAAAGCUAGGGCUUUCCUGCCUCCCACCUCCGCACCUUACUCCUUACUUGACCCCAGCCAGUUCAGCUCCAGCGCCAUUCAGAAGAUGACUGAGGUUCCUCACACCUUAGCCACCAGCACCCUGCCCUACGCCUCCACCUUGGGAUACCAGAACGGGGCGUUUGGCAGUUUGAGUUGCCCCAGCCAGCACACCCACACCCAUCCUUCGCCAACUAACCCCGGCUAUGUGGUGCCAUGUAACUGUACAGCUUGGUCGGCUUCCAGUUUGCAACCUCCAGUUGCCUACAUAUUAUUCCCAGGCAUGACCAAGACUGGAAUAGACCCCUAUUCUUCAGCACAUGCGACUGCCAUGUAACCCCCACCCAUUACACCCAAGCGGGACUGGGGUUGCAGUUGGAACUUGAAUCCCUUCCAUGUGCAUGUGUAUAGGACCUGCAGAAGCAAAAAGCCACCCGGACAGGACACUGCUGCCAUGAUGGCACCUGGGGAGAGACACACAAAAGACUUCUCUUGGACUCAGAGACUCUCUAGUCAAACACAGACCAAGUCCCAGAGGAGGCUCAGAGGCACUGGAGGUUCAGAUAGGCGCCAGAAACUUGUAAGAAUUGUAAAUGUGUUAACUGCCCUUUUGGACACAGAGACAAAAAAAAAAAAAAAAGGCUAGGCAGUUUCCAUUUUAUUUAUUAUAUUAAUGUCUAUGAGUUCUAUAUGAUCGGGUGUUCUUUGGAUUGGAAUUUCCGAAGUCCUGGUAUCACGAUGAUUAUUAUUAUUUUUCCUUUUGCACAUUAAAAGACAAGAUUAGCUGUGUUAUAUCUAUAUAUAUAUUUUGCCAUCAAGCACUAAUAGGUACAAUUGCUUUUCAUGUCAAGACAAACAAAAAAACCACAAAAAACAACAAAAAAAAUAAAAAUAAAAGGCUCUUUAAAAAAAGGGGGAAACGUUUAUAUUUAAAACAUGAAUAUGAUAGUGUUUGCUUAAUUUAAACCAGAUAGUCCUUCAGGUUUGUGUGAUUCAGUGCAAUUAGACCUAAGUUUACUUUUAGACAGAGCGUCAGGUAUGGAGU
This is a messenger RNA of Gavialis gangeticus (Gharial), 1786 nucleotides long. It is a transcript of the gene SOX14, whose product is annotated as SRY-box 14. Gene Ontology annotation, biological process: anatomical structure morphogenesis; cell differentiation; positive regulation of transcription by RNA polymerase II. Gene Ontology annotation, molecular function: DNA-binding transcription factor activity, RNA polymerase II-specific; RNA polymerase II cis-regulatory region sequence-specific DNA binding. The transcript has a single exon. The coding region runs from base 356 to 1078 and encodes 240 amino acids. Lineage: Eukaryota; Metazoa; Chordata; Crocodylia; Gavialidae. The record is from RefSeq and is a predicted model, not a curated record.